Wasmannia auropunctata (little fire ant) is the source of this 1152-nucleotide messenger RNA. RefSeq names its product odorant receptor 46a, isoform A-like. Gene Ontology annotation, cellular component: plasma membrane. Gene Ontology annotation, biological process: sensory perception of smell; detection of chemical stimulus involved in sensory perception of smell. The transcript is spliced from 6 exons. Gene Ontology annotation, molecular function: odorant binding; olfactory receptor activity. NCBI's taxonomy places the organism in Eukaryota, Metazoa, Arthropoda, Insecta, Hymenoptera, Formicidae. The coding region runs from base 1 to 1152 and encodes 383 amino acids. The record is from RefSeq and is a predicted model, not a curated record.
AUGGACUUAUUGCCGGUAAACUUUUAUGUUCUUCGUUUUUGCGGAGUAUGGAAAGAACGUGAGGAUAGCAGCUUAAUAGUACGUUUCGUCGGCUUCUGCUACAGGUAUACAAUUGCUGCUAUAAUAUAUCACUUUACUAUAUCUGAGGUAAUCGAGCUCAUUCGUAUGAGGAACAAUAUGGAAGAUUUAACGGAAGGUCUAUUCCUCGCCUUAACUUACAUGACUCUGUGUUUAAAAUAUCUCAAUUUUUUGGUGCGACAAGGCGAAUUACGUACUUUACUAGAUUGUUUUCGCGCCAAGCUAUGCCAGCCGAGAGAUUCCGCGGAGGUAUCGAUACUGAAACAGUAUGAUCGAGAAGCUAAGCAGACUACCUGUUUCUUCAUGUUUAUGUGUCAAACGACGGGUCUAUUGAUGCUCAUAGUGCCUCUAUUGUCUAAGGACGAGAGAUCCUUGCCGUGUAAAGUGUACGUACCGUACUCUAUCGCGGCUUUUCUUCCUUACGUAUUGACUUAUCUUCAACAAACUGCAGCUUUAAUUUACGGAGUUUCGUUGAACGUCUCCUUCGACGCUCUCGUUUAUGGUCUCAUUAUUCAUACCUGCGGGCAGAUCGAGCUCCUGUGCCAUCGAUUGACAGAAACGUUUCGAUUUCUUCACGAGAAUAGCGACGAGAAGAGACACGGCGUCAUUGAAAAUUUCGCUAUUGCGGAAUGUGUGAAGCAUCAUAUUUCGGUGUUUAACAUCACAAAUAGGAUACAGUCUUUAUUUAUGUGGACUACUACCACUUUGUUCUUCUUCAGCCUCCUCACUCUCUGUACCAGCAUCUAUCAAAUGUCCAAAAAAGAACUUUUCAGUCCUGAAUUUAUCACUUUCAUAUUAUAUUUAGGAUCGAUGAUGUUUCAAGUAUUCACAUACUGCUGGUAUGGUAACGAACUCGAUUUAAAGAAUAAAAAUAUCGCGCAUGCUAUUUAUGCUAGCGAUUGGACGGUAAUAUCGACUAAGCAACGUAAAAAUUUAUUGCUUAUAAUGAUGAUAAGUCAAAGAGGAAGAAUACUUUCUUCUUAUGGAUUUUGCACAUUAAUUCUUAGCACUUUCACAUGGAUCCUAAAGACGUCUUAUUCUGCUUUCAACUUAUUGCAACAUGCUUCAAAUUAG